Metarhizium brunneum ARSEF 3297 is the source of this 1635-nucleotide messenger RNA. RefSeq lists its product as uncharacterized. Gene Ontology annotation, molecular function: heme binding; monooxygenase activity; iron ion binding. NCBI's taxonomy places the organism in Eukaryota, Fungi, Ascomycota, Sordariomycetes, Hypocreales, Clavicipitaceae. The record is from RefSeq and is a predicted model, not a curated record.
AUGAAUUGGCCGUUGUCAAACGCGACUCUCGGCUCCGCGAUGAGGGUUUUCUUCGAGUCAGUGGCGGGCAAAAUCGCAAUUGCCAUCAUCAUUUUGGUCAUAUGCCAGAGAAUGAUAUGCAGACCAAAGAAACACAACUUGUUUCCAGUCUAUGCGACCAUUGAGAUUGCCGUGGCAAGCUACAUUCUGCGCGGAGAUGGCUUGGGUCGCCGAAUUUUCUCGUCUGUCAGACGGUACGGAGGCUCUCUAUUCGGCAUCACGUCCACCCAUCAAAUCCUCGUCAAUCUUCCCGGGCUGGAUCGUUUCAUGUCGCAGUCAUUCCACACCCUGACGGUCGUGCCCGUCCAGUACACCCUCCUCGCGCGAGUCUUUGGGGCCGUCGACUCACCAGACCUCGAGGUGAAGCUCGAAAAGUCCUUCAAGGAUCUUCUCGCACCUGUCGAGCGGCUGUUCCUCAAUGACGCCGCCGUCACCGCUGCGGUAGAAAAGGCCCGAGUAGAGGAGCGAGCAGCUUCGUUUGUGACCUUUUCCACUGAUCCCGCACACAUGAAGCGGUGGGAACGCGCCGCCGACAUUCGAGUGAUUGCGCCCGGCCCCGGGAAGCGAGCCGUGGUCGAAGCGAACCUCCAGAGCUUGGCCCGCGAUUUCGGCGCCUGCAUGGCAAUCCCUCUCCUCUACGGCGAGGACUUCCUCAACCGGUAUCAACAGCUGCUUGAAGACUUUUGGCUGUUUGACAAUGGCUUCUUCCCGCUGUUGAUGAUAGGGGUUCCUCCCUGGGCUCCAUUUAAGGCGAUCAAGCAGGGGCGGGCGGCCCAAGCCCGAAUUCUGCGCGAAAUAGAGGCCUUGUACCGGCGAAUCGACCAGUAUCAGCGAGGAGAGGACGUCGACUUUGGUGCCGACAUGUCCGACGUCAGCAGCGCCGCAUUGGGCCGAAAUAGGGUAUAUGCGAGAGACGGUUGGUCAUUUGCAGAACGCGCCUGGGGAGACUUUGGCAUGUUAUGGGGGCAGAAUGCAAAUACGCACCCUUUGCUAUUUUGGCUGCUCAUCUACGUUUAUUCGACGCCGGGCCUCUUGGGUCGAAUCCGAGCCGAGCUGGCGCCCCAUGUCUGCUUGUCCCGGGCAAACUCCCCCGAAAUCAUGUCGACGGACCUGGCUGCCCUCUCGCGCAACUGCCAGCUCCUGAAGGCUAGUAUAUUCGAGACGUAUCGGCUGGUGAAUGAGCCAACGUCGAUUCGGUAUGUUGCCAAGCCCACGACUCUCAACGAUGGCGGAAUCAAGCACAAGCUUCCAUCUGGCAUGUUUAUAUCCGCGCCGCUUUCGCUCAUCAACCGCGACCCGUUGGUAUUCGCGGACCCAGAACGUUUUGUCCCGGAGCGCUUUCUCGAAGUGGAUUCAGAGUCUGGUAAAUCUGUGGCGCGCUAUGGCAGACUCCAGCCCUGGGGCACUGGGCCAAGUAUGUGCAAGGGGCGCACGUUUGCGGAAAGGGAGAUUUUGUCUUUGGGUGCAGUUAUUAUUAGUAUUUGGGAUAUCUCUCCUGCAAGCGGAGUGUGGGAGUUGCCGGCUAUGAUACCUGGGACUGGGGUGAAGAAGCCAAAAAGGGAUGUGCGUGUGUUGAUUUCGAGGAGAACUGUGUGA